UGUCGGAGUUUGGACAAGCGGAGGGAGCAAAAUGGCGGACGAAGAUAUUACGCUUGAUGGAAAACCUCUACAAUCGCUCAGAGUAGCCGAUUUAAAGGCGGCUCUGGAGCAAAGAAACCUCCCGAAAAGCGGGCAGAAAAACGCACUCAUGAAGCGACUGAAAGGGGCGCUGAUGUUGGAGAAUCUUCAGAAGUCGUCCUCCUCCCACAGUGGGCUGCAGCCCAACUCACAGAUUGGCGAGGAGAUGAGCCAGAAUAGCUUCAUAAAACAGUACCUGGCCAAACAGCAGGAGCUACUCCGUCAGAGGCUGGAGAGAGAGGCCCAGCAGGACGAUGAGGCAGAAGAAAGCCCAGCAGUGCCUGAAGAGGAUGACGACCACUCUGAGGACAACGACAGCUCCCCCUUUGUCCCUGACAAGCAUCACUCCAUACCCUCGCAGGCCUCAAUGACGAGGGAGGAAAAAGGAGGAGGAGAUGCAAUGAUGGGUCAUGCAAUGAUGGCGAGUGGUGCCAACAUGGGCCCGUCAGCUACCCUCCACCCUCAGGAGUCCCUCGAGGCUCCGGGUGCUUGGAUGCAGCGGGCAGCCUUUCUUCAAGGACAUAAAGAGCCACCGGCACCCUCUCCUCCUCGUGCCGUAGCCUCCCUGUCCGUGCGCGUCCUGGGCCAACCGGACCGCCAGGGGCUGCCCCCUGUGGUACCAAGAGCCCAGGAAAAAGAGGGCACCGCACCCAGUGAGCCCGGAUCAGCUCAUCCUGUCCUACAUCUAAGCCGAUCUGCAGGAGUCUCAGCAGGAGGUCGCGCCCAUGAGGACGACGAUGAAGAAGACAGUGGAGAUGACGAAAGCGAGGACGAUGAUGAAUGGGGGCCCGGGCCCGGCGGGGUACGAAGGGGUAACAGAGUGCCACCCCAGCCGCAGCAGAUGCCCCCCAGUGUCCCGUCAACAGCUGCCAGAUCAAAACGCAAGCUUCAGCCUCCGCAGCACAUCCCGCCUCCUCAGGUACACCACACCCCAAUGCAACUGCGCCACCCAACUCCUCCUCCCUCUCCACCCCCCGACCUGUUCCCUCUCCCCGACACUCCAAAGCAGAGCCCACAAGACGCAGAGGAGAGAGAAGGCCCUGAAGCUGCUCGUGGUCCAAGGGGGGUGUCUCUCCCGCCUUCCUCCCUGCAGAGGCAAGACUCUGACUCCAGCUCUCGUUCCAGCAGUCCUGAGCCCUCCAUGAAUAGAAAGCCAGGGCCCCUUUCUUUGCUCGUACACAAGAUGGAGACAGAGAGGGCUUUUGCCUCAGCUGCAGGUGUUUCAGGAGAGACGGCACACUCUACGGCUGGGCCUACCUGUUCCACUGAAUCUCCACUGCAAAGACUGGAGAGAAAGAGGCUUCAAGAGAGCAGGGAGAAGGAGGAAGAGAGGGAGAGGGAAAGACACGAGGUGCAAGACCAAGAAAGAAGGAAGAUAGAACAGGAGCGAGCGAAAAAGCGCCUGGAGGAAGAGAAGGAGAAAGAGAGCAAACACCUGGAAGAGGAGAAACAGCGUCAGAAAGAGGAGCGCGAUAGAAAGAGAAAACAUCUUGAAGAGGAAAAAGAAAAAGAGAGGAAACACCAGGAAGAGGAAAAAGAAAAAGAGAGGAAACGCCAGGAAGAGGAAAAAGUGAGGAAACGCCAGGAAGAGGAAAAAGAAAAAGAGAGGAAACACCAGGAAGAGGAAAAAGUGAGGAAACGCCGGGAAGAGGAAAAAGAAAAAGAGAGGAAACACCAGGAAGAGGAAAAAGUGAGGAAACGCCAGGAAGAGGAAAAAGAAAAAGAGAGGAAACACCAGGAAGAGGAAAAAGUGAGGAAACGCCGGGAAGAGGAAAAAGAAAAAGAGAAGAAACACCAGGAAGAGGAAAAAGUGAGGAAACGCCAGGAAGAGGAAAAAGAAAAAGAGAGGAAACGCCAAGAAGAGGAAAAAGAAAAAGAGAGGAAACGCCAGGAAGAGCAGAAGAGAAAAGAAGAGCACCAGAGACAGGAGGCCGCCCACAAAGGCAGGGUGGUUGUGAUUCAGGAUUCUUCAUCAGAUUCCGACUCCAAUUCCGACUCCUCUUCCCGCUCAUCACAGUCCUCUUCCUCUUCCAGAGAGAAACCACGCCCCUCAAAGCAGCCGAAGAAGACAGACCAAGGCCGUGCAGCAGAGGAUGAUAGAAAGACUGUCCUGGUAAAAGAGGCAGAGAAACGACAUCUGUCAAACAGGGAGGUGGCGGAGCCCAGCGCAGCCGCCGUCACAGAGGUGGAAGCAGACUCGGAAAGCUCCGUGGCCCAGCAGCCGCCCGCCGGGGCCGAGCCAGAGAACAGCGAGGGCCUCCUGGAGGAGAGCACCACUCCUAAGGCUUUCACCGCACGCAAGAUCUCCCUGACAAGCAGUAAGUCGUCCCCAGCCGCCACAGAUGGAGGAGCAGGAGAGUCUGAGUCCGGAGCUGCAGCAGGGCGGAAGAGGAGGUGGGGCUCCAGCACAUCAGUGACGACUAAGAAACCAUCCAUCAGCAUCACCACCGACUCACUGAAGUCUUUGAUCCCAGACAUCAAAAUAAACCAGGAGGCGGUGGUGGCGCUGCACCCUGAGGAGCUUCAGCUGUCUGGGGACGAGGAGAGUCUGGACACAAGCCGACCUGAUGAGGACCAAGGCCUGAAGAUCCGACGCACCGUCACACAGGUCGUCCAAGGUAACAGUCAGGAAAAUGGACAGACAAAUGAAGAGGAGGAAGUGGAGAAGACGGAGAAAGAAAUCGUAAGACGGACUUCCAGGGACAAAAGGAAGAGCAGUGUUUCUGAGGAAUCCAUGGAAGUGCAGACAUCUGUGAAGCUCGACGGAGACGAACAGAAAGUCACCCCGAGCGACAGCCUGGUGCGUCGCUCCAUCAGUCAACAGAAGUCUGGAGUGUCAAUCACCAUUGACGACCCCGUCCGCACAAACAGGCAGCCGUCGCCGCCUCAUGGCAAAGUCUCCAACAUCAUCCAUGUGACCAACCUGGUACGACCUUUCACUUUGGGCCAACUCAAAGAGCUUCUGAGCAGGACGGGCAGCUUGCUGGAGGAGGGCUUCUGGAUCGACAAAAUCAAGUCUCACUGCUUUGUCACAUACGGUACAACAGAGGAGGCGGUCGCCACCAGAGCUGCUCUCCACGGCUUCAAAUGGCCUCAGAGUAACCCCAAAGUCCUCGGCGUUGACUUCUGUGAGCAGGAUGAGCUCGACUUUCACAAAGGAAUCCUGAAACCAGAAAAGGAGGCGGACCCCGUCCCCCAACAAGGAGCCCCUCAGCCCCGGCUGCCCCCUCUGAUGCCCGAGCGAGACCGGAACAGAGAGCGAGACCGCGACAGCAAUCGCGACAGGGAGCGCGAACGAGACCGGGGCGCCGCUGCUGGAGGGGUAGGAGUGGUGAGGGACCUGUGGGCGGAGCGAGAGAGAGAGAUGGAGCGGCGGGAAAGAGCCCGUGGCGAACGGGAAUGGGACAGGGAUAAGAUCCGGGAAUUUGCCCGACCGGGUGAGGAAGAACAUCGAUCCCGAUCCCGAGAGAGAGAGAGGAGGAGGAGAGAGAGGAACAAGAGCAAGGAGAGGAAGACCGACAAGAAAGAGAAAGGAGAUGAGCCUCCUGCCAAACUGCUGGACGACUUGUUCCUGAAGACCAAAGCAGCUCCAUGUAUAUACUGGCUCCCGCUCACUGAGGAGCAGGUGGCGCAGAGGCUUCUGGACCGCACACAGCGCCAGAAGGAGCGGGAACAACGGCGCAAGGAACAAGAGGAGGAGGACAAGAAGCGAGAGGAGGAGGAGAAGAAGGAGAGGCUGAAGGUCAGGGAGAAGGACAGCAGCACAACAGCGAGUGGGGGAGCAGGAGGAGGAGGAGGGGGAGGGGGAGGAGCUGGGCGAGGAGCUGACGUAGAUAGAGGGAGGGAGCGCGGCCGAGACAGGGAGGGGGACAAGAGGAGGGACAGCGGCCACCGACCCAGACGGCCAUCGGCAGGCGCGGGAAACGGACGACGCUCUCGUAGCCGAAGCAACACAAGGGAUAGACGUCGCUGAGGGAAAGAUGAAGGGACAAGAAGGAAACUGCAAACAAAGAAUUUUGUGGAGACACAUUUCUCUUCUCAGUCUUGUUUUUUUUUUUUUUUCUUGCUCCUCGCUGCCUGUCCCCCGUGCUUUUAAAUCGUCCACUUUUGACGCCGGUGUUGUCUUCCAGACCGCUCUGCCAUUUUUUUUCCCCCCUCCCCAAAAUGUUUCAAACAUGUUUAAAGGUUAAACGACGGUUCACGUAGAGCCCACUCUUCUGUUCUCUUCCUGUCUUCCACAAUUUUGAAGUGGGCCCUGCUGCUCCUCCUCCUCGUCUCAGUGUAGUGCUGUGAAGUCUCCUCUGUGUCAGAAAAGCAGCACAGAGGUUCUGCGGGUUUUUUGUCGCUGAGGUUUGGGAGCCCGCCUCUUUAUUUUAGUUCUGCGGGCACACAGUUCCUUCCUCCUCCUGAGCCCUGUAAUAAAACCAGUUCAAAAAUAGAUCCCUAACCUUCAAAUAUUUUCUAGGAUCAGUUUUAGUGUUCUACUCUUCAGCACUGACUUCUUCUUUUUUUAUAUAUAUAAACAUUCAACUCAAAAAGUGUGUGAAACUGAGGAAAGAUGUUUUGUUUUGAAGCGUUAUGAAUCAUGUUAGUUUAUUUUUUUUUUUUCAGCCUUGGAAGGUUGUUUGAUGUCCCACAAAGAUACAACUCAACACUGUAACAUAGGAAAGUGUGCGGCAGCCCGAGUUCACCGUCGGUGGAUGUUUUUUUGGAGAGGACUUGAAAUUCUUGUUCAGUGAAGUUUAUUCUGUAACAAGUUUUGGGAAGCCGACCUCCCCUGCACUGACCCUUCAAUCAAAUAUAUUUAAGAGGAGGUACACAUAGAAAUGUACCUUCUAAUACAAGUAAAGGUUAGAAUUUUAAUAUCUUUAAUUUGAUGUUUUUAGUUGAAACAGUUAUUUUGUUGCGUUUUUUUUCCCCUCCUCCUGUAAGUGCUGAAUGUACCGAGAAUUUAAAAACAUGAAUAAAUUUAAAUUGCUUAACA
This is a messenger RNA of Labrus mixtus (cuckoo wrasse), 5062 nucleotides long. It is a transcript of the gene acin1b, whose product is annotated as apoptotic chromatin condensation inducer 1b. The coding region runs from base 32 to 4051 and encodes 1339 amino acids. The transcript is spliced from 17 exons. The record is from RefSeq and is a predicted model, not a curated record. Gene Ontology annotation, molecular function: nucleic acid binding. Lineage: Eukaryota; Metazoa; Chordata; Actinopteri; Labriformes; Labridae.